Cooperia oncophora is the source of this 597-nucleotide messenger RNA. Lineage: Eukaryota; Metazoa; Nematoda; Chromadorea; Rhabditida; Trichostrongylidae. The record is from the annotation of a GenBank genome assembly.
AUGCGACUGCCAUCAUUGCCGCUUUCACGUGAGAAUAUCAAGAGCAGCGUGAGUAAAUUCCGAUGUAAAGCUGUGUUUAUCUAUUGGUGGUCGUUGCGUAAUGGAGUUGUUCAGGAGCUGAUAAUUCCAGUGUCAUUACUAGCUUUACUAACCAACUCCAUCGUUGAUGGUAACGCAGUUCAUGCUCGAGAAAUGGCGAAGCGACAAAACGCGAUGACAAAUGCCUUUCUUCCCGCGCUGGACACGUUCACCAUACCGCAGGGAAUCGAAGCUCUUGGUGGAGUGAUUCAUGAGAUCGACUACAGGAGUGUACGAGGCGUCACCUGGAAGCUCCUACCGCAGCACAUCCAACAUGCAAUAGAUAGCGAAUUCAUCGCUCAUCUACCGGUAGUCUUCUUUGUGCUGAUUAUUGUCGAGCGUGCCGUACUGAUUGUGCACGAAAGAGAAAAUGGUACAAUAGCUAUUCUGGACUCCCAUUCGCAUGUUCAAGGCCGUAAAGGUGCUGCCAUUCUUUUAUCAGUGCUCCGUUCACGUCGUAGAAGUUUAUUGUCGAAGCAGACCCUCAUCUUCAAGGCCAUUCGCUAUACUUCCCCGUGA